GUUAACGUGAUUCGCUCCUUCUUUGCCCCAAGCACUACACGACAACGACAAAGCGCUUCCUCACAGAGAGGAGAGAGAUAGAGAGAGAGUGUGUGGAUCGUAAGUCUGACAGUGAGGAGGAGGAGGAGGAGGAGGAGGAGGAGAAGAGGGGAGAUGAAAUCGGCCGGAGACGGCGGAGGCACCGGAGUGGACGGUGGCGGAUGCGACAAUGCCACGGCGGAGGCGUUGGUAAUCGUCGGGGUGAAACCCGACGAGAGGAGACGAGAAGUGCUGACGUGGGCGCUGGUGAACGUGGCACGUCCUGGAGAUCGCAUCGUCGCUCUUCACGUCCUCGACUACGCCGUCGAUGGCUCAGCGUCGCUUAUUUCUCUCGUCAGGACUUUUGAUUCCAUGCUUGGGGUAUAUGAAAGCUUCUGUAACUUGAAACAGGUAGAUUUGAAGUUAAAGGUUUGUAGAGGAAAGUCAGCUAGGAAAAUUCUAGUAGAGGAAGCGAAAUCCUAUAGAGCAGCAAGUUUGAUCGUGGGUUCCUCUAGGAAGCACCACACAAUCCGUUCAUCAGCCUCUGUGGCCAAGUACUGUGCCAGGAAUCUCGUCAAGGAUGUCUCGGUUUUCGCAGUCAAGAGCGGCAAAAUCAUGUUCCGCAGAGUAUCUAGCAGCAACGGGGAUGAGGAUCCACAUAUGGAUACUUCCUCUUUAGUAUGUGUACCAUCAGACAGUGUGAUCGAAGUGUCAAAGGUGGCAGACAGAUUGAGUUCUGCAAUAGCCAGUUCACGCUGGAUGAAAACUAGUUGUUCUUCAUCCUUGCAGUGUCCUGAGAAUUCAGGUGCAGAUGAUUCUUUGGCUUUAGUGCCAAUACAAGCAAAUGAGGAUAAUUCAGGUCCACUCCAGUCGAAGCCAGGAUGGCCCUUUCUUCGCCGACUAUAUGUAUGUAAACGCAAAAUCUCGAGCAAAAUUUCAGCUAAGAUGGCUCUACUUCAGUGGGGUUCAAGGCUGCGAGGACGGCAUUCAGCAUCUGUAAUCCAUCCUGACAAGAAACUGAAACAUUCUGUUUGUGAUGAAGAUUGCUCUUACAGUGUUGAUGGUGAAGAUGGUUCCAUUCUAAGGUCUGGUUCAGAAUCUGUAUCCAGUCCACUUUCCCCCUGUAAUGGACUGAAUAUCAUUCCACAAGAGCUGGAGGGUCUACACGAGAGAUACUCUUCCACAUGUAGAUUGUUUACAUACGAGGAACUUUCUUCAGUAACCUCCAACUUCUCAUCCAAGAAUUUGAUCGGGGAAGGUGGUAGUAGUUAUGUUUAUAGAGGGUGCCUGUCAGAUGGAAGGGAGCUGGCUAUUAAAAUCUUGAAACCUUCUCUAGACGUGUUGAAGGAAUUUCUGCUGGAAAUCGAAGUUAUCACAAGUAUACAGCACAAGAACAUAAUUUCUCUCUUUGGUUUCUGCUUCGAGAAUAAUAAUUUGAUACUGGUGUACGACUAUCUACCGAAGGGAAGCCUUGAAGAGAACCUCCAUGGUAAUAGAACGGGCACAUCCAUUUUUGGCUGGCUGGACAGAUAUAAAGUUGCAAUUGGUAUUGCUGAGGCAUUAGACUAUCUACAUAAUGAUCAUGACCCGGCUGUGAUUCACCGUGAUGUGAAAUCUUCCAAUGUUCUUCUGUCAGAUGAUUUUGAGCCACAGCUGUCAGAUUUUGGAUUUGCCAGCACGGUUUCAAAUGCUUCACAGCAUAUACCGGUCAUGGGUGUUGCCGGGACAUUUGGUUAUCUCGCUCCGGAGUACUUCAUGCACGGUAAAGUAACUGAAAAGAUUGAUGUGUAUGCCUUUGGUGUCGUCUUACUCGAGCUCUUAUCGGGGAGGAAACCUAUCUGCAGUGACUAUCCUAAAGGGCAGGAGAGCCUUGUCAUGUGGGCAAAACCCAUUCUAGAAAGUGGAAAGUUUUCUCAAUUGUUGGAUCCAAAUCUAGAAAGCAACGAGAACAAUGAACUCAUCGAGAAAAUGGUGUUAGCUGCAACACUCUGCAUUAGACGUACACCUCAUGCCCGACCUCAAAUUUCCCUUGUCUUGAAGAUAUUGCAAGGGGACGAAGAAGCAACCGAGUGGGGAAAGCAGCAAGUGGAAGCCUCGGAAGAGGAAGAAGUGGCAUCUCCUACAAAUAUAGAAUCUCAUAUAAAUCUUGCACUGCUCGACUUGGAGGACGAGGCCAAUCCUGAUAGCAGCCCGGAAGCUACUAUCUCUGUCGAGGAAUACUUGAAAGGGAGGUGGAGCCGCACAACCAGCUUCCAACUCGACUAGUUUACAUUUUUCAAACGAAACCCUGAAUUCCACUGCUGCAGAAGAACUCACAGGGAAAGCUUCAUGAAGGGCCGAGACUUGACUCAACGGUAAAACCAUUUAUCGUGGGAUGAAGUUGCAGAUUGGAUCUGUCUCUGCAUAAAAUGUAGGGGUAAGACAGCCUAGUAUAUUCCUUUCCGACAACCCCCACUAGAUAGGAUACGCUGAUCUUUUUUUACAGCUGCAACCUCUUAUGUAAAAAUUAUUAUAAGCAUUCAGCAGCCUUUUUUUUUUGUAAACACUUGUGUGAAUUCUUUGUGCUUGAGAUGAAUAAGAUUAUGUUAUCUCA
Molecule: messenger RNA, 2611 nt
Organism: Tarenaya hassleriana
Lineage: Eukaryota; Viridiplantae; Streptophyta; Magnoliopsida; Brassicales; Cleomaceae
Product: receptor-like kinase LIP2
Exons: 11
Coding region: 154-2283 (709 amino acids)
Biological process (GO): protein phosphorylation
Molecular function (GO): ATP binding; protein kinase activity
Source: RefSeq, a predicted model, not a curated record